Messenger RNA from Vigna angularis (adzuki bean), 1244 nucleotides. Its product is annotated as probable indole-3-pyruvate monooxygenase YUCCA11. NCBI's taxonomy places the organism in Eukaryota, Viridiplantae, Streptophyta, Magnoliopsida, Fabales, Fabaceae. The record is from RefSeq and is a predicted model, not a curated record. Gene Ontology annotation, molecular function: N,N-dimethylaniline monooxygenase activity; flavin adenine dinucleotide binding; NADP binding. The transcript is spliced from 4 exons. Bases 13 to 1212 code for a protein of 399 amino acids.
UCCAAUUCUGUCAUGGAGAUUGAAGUUCCUGUUGUGAUUGUGGGAGCAGGCCCUGCUGGUCUUGCAACCUCUGCAUGUCUCAACAAACUUUCAAUCCCCAAUCUUGUCCUUGAAAGAGAUGAUUGUCAUGCAUCUCUUUGGAGGAAAAGAACAUAUGACCGCUUGAAACUUCACUUGGGCAAAGAUUUCUGCAGCCUCCCUCACAUGCCCUUCCCUUCUGAUUUCCCCACCUUUGUCCCCAGGAUUGACUUCCUCCGUUACUUGGAUAGCUAUGUCUCUCGUUUCAAGAUUUCCAUUCGGUAUAAUAAGAAUGUCGAAUCUGCCUAUGUUGAUCAUAACACUGGCAAAUGGAAGCUUCUUGUCAAGGACACGGCAUCAGAUGCUGUUCAGGUUUACGUCUCUGAGUUUCUGGUGGUUGCAUCUGGGGAGAAUAGUGAAGGCUAUGUCCCCAGGGUUGAAGGGCUUCAAAGGUUUGAAGGAGAAUACAUGCAUUGCAGCAACUACCUCAAUGGAAGGGACAUGUAUGGCAAAAAUGUCCUUGUUGUUGGCUGUGGAAAUUCUGGCAUGGAGAUAGCUUAUGAUCUCUCAAAUUGGGGUGCAAAUACUUCCAUUGUCGUCAGAGGCCCUGUUCACUUUUUCACUAAAGAAAUGGUGUUCGUGGGAAUGACCUUGCUGAAAUACUUGAAAAUUGAGAGAGUGGACAAGCUUAUGAUGCUUAUGAGCAAGCUCAAGUACGGAGAUAUGUCUAAGUAUGGUUUGGUGAGGCCAAAGGAUGGACCGUUCGCUUUGAAGAAAAAGGGUGGUACUACUCCUACCAUUGAUGUUGGUUGCGUUGGUAGGAUCAAGAAAGGCGAAAUAAAGGUUUUCCCAGCUCUUUCAAGCAUCAAAGAGGGCAAGACGGUUGAGUUUGAGGAUGGAAGAGAUGCAGAAUUUGACAUCAUCAUCUUUGCUACUGGAUACAACAGCACUGUGCUGAAGUGGCUUAAGGAUUAUAGAGAACUGUUCAACAGUAAUGGAAUGCCAAAACCAGGUUUUCCAAAUCACUGGAAGGGAGAGAAUGGUCUGUACUGCGCUGGAUUUUCAAGAAGGGGAUUAGAUGGCAUUGCUUUUGAUGCACAGCGUAUAGCUGAUGAUAUCAGUAUGACUACAAGUGCAAGAGGUCCCGAUUGUGACGAUGCCAACUUAGCUUCCCUCAAACUCAUACAAAAAUAAGUUCUCUAAAGUAUGCUUCUGUUUGCGUGUAA